UACCAUUACAUGAUCGAUAACUAAAUAAAACAAAGAGAGAAGCAGAUAAUGGCAAUGUGUUUCACUUUCAGAUUAGCAAUUCUGCUAACUCUUCUUCUGACCAGCUUAGCAGACAUGGAUGAUGUUGGUUUCAUCUACAAUGGAUUUCUGUCAGCUAAUCUAAGCCUUGAUGGCAUCGCAAAGUUGACUUCGAAUGGGCUCCUAAAGCUCACCAAUGAAACAGGCAGGCAUGAAAAAGGCGGUGCUUUCUACCCUCACCUUAUUAACUUCAAGAACUCAACCAACGGUUCCGUUUCUUCCUUCUCUACAGCCUUUGUCUUCGCUAUUAUUUCUGAAUCCCAAGCCUUCGGUGGUCACGGAAUAGCUUUCGCAAUUUCACCAACCAGGGGCCUCCCCGAAGCUAUUCCAAGCGAUUAUCUCGGACUCUUCAACGAGUCCAACAACGGCAAUGCUGGAUAUUACAAGGAUGGCAGCCGUCAGUUUAGAAACCUGAGUAUGAUCGAUGGGAAAAGGAUACAAGUUUGGGUCGAAUAUCAUGGUCGAGAGAAGCGAAUGGAUGUUACGUUAGCACCAUCUGGAGUUUCUAAACCCAAGACUCCACUUUUAUCUUCGCCUCUUGAUCUUUCUUCAAUUGUUAACAGUGAGAUGUAUGUUGGUUUUUCAUCCUCAACUGGCGCUCUUAUCUCAUCUCAUUAUGUCUUGGGUUGGAGCUUUAAGAUGAAUGGUCAGGCGCAAGAGCUUACCCUGUCUCGACUUCCAAAGCUUCCUCGUUUAGGACCAAAGAAAAAAUCAAGGCUUUUGACAAAUGGAUUGCCUUUGGUUUUAGCGAGUGUGAUUUUGGCAGGAGUUUCAAGUGUAGUUUAUUUCGUAAGGAGGAAGAGGAAGUUCGCUGAAAUUGUUGAAGAUUGGGAACUUGAGUAUGGGCCGCAUAGAUUCAAGUUUAAAGAUCUAUAUGUUGCUACAAAGGGAUUCAAAGACAAGGAGCUAUUGGGUGCUGGUGGGUUCGGAAGAGUCUAUAAAGGAGUUCUUCCAACCACUAAACUUGAGGUUGCAGUGAAAAGAGUCUCACGUGAAUCGAAACAAGGGAUGAAGGAAUUCAUAGCAGAAAUCGUGAGUAUCGGUCGUCUCCGCCACCGAAAUUUAGUUCAACUCUUGGGAUAUUGCCGGCGUCAAGGUGAGCUACUUUUGGUCUAUGACUACAUGCCAAAUGGAAGUCUGGAUAAGUACUUGUACAACCAGCCGAAGCUCACCCUUAACUGGAGUCAAAGAUUCAGAGUCAUCAAAGGUGUAGCAUCAGGAUUGUUUUAUCUACAUGAAGAAUGGGAGCAAGUUGUAAUUCACAGGGAUGUUAAGGCUAGCAAUAUUUUGCUUGAUAGUGGACUAAAUGGAAGAUUAGGAGAUUUUGGGCUUGCUAGAUUAUAUGAUCAUGGAACUGAACCACAAACUACUCAUGUUGUGGGCACAGUUGGUUAUCUUGCCCCAGAGCUUACUCGAACCGGGGAAGCUACACCCUGCACCGAUGUGUUUGCUUUUGGGGCAUUUUUGCUUGAAGUUGCUUGCGGAAGAAGGCCAAUAUCACAAUCUUCAACAGAUGUCAUUCUAGUUGACUGGGUGUAUUCUUGCUGGCGCAAAGGUGAUAUUCUUGAGGCAAAGGAUCCAAAUUUGGGUUCAGAUUGUGUCGCUGAGGAAGUCGAGUUGAUUUUAAAACUUGGGUUGAUAUGCUCCCAGUCAGAGCCUGAAGCCAGGCCAACUAUGCGCCAUAUUGUUCAGUUUUUAGAAGGAGAUAUUCCCUUCCCCAGAAUGUCAUCACUUCGUCUCUCUAGUGGUAUAGCAUUUUCCCAUCGUACAGGCUUCGAUGAAUUUGCCAUGCUGUACACAUCUUCCUUGAACAACAAAUUCUCCCAUUCUUCUUCUGCUGAAGCUUCUCUUCUUUCAGGGGGCCUGUGACUGUAAACUUUUCUCCAGGUUUUUAAUAAAUUUUAAUGCAUUGUUUUGUGCCAAUGUUACGAGAUAAUAAACUUUUUUUGCUACUUAAGACAUUACUGAUAAA
This is a messenger RNA of Gossypium raimondii (Peruvian cotton), 2050 nucleotides long. RefSeq names its product L-type lectin-domain containing receptor kinase IV.1. The coding region runs from base 49 to 1947 and encodes 632 amino acids. Gene Ontology annotation, cellular component: plasma membrane. The record is from RefSeq and is a predicted model, not a curated record. The transcript is spliced from 2 exons. Gene Ontology annotation, molecular function: carbohydrate binding; protein kinase activity; ATP binding. Gene Ontology annotation, biological process: protein phosphorylation. NCBI's taxonomy places the organism in Eukaryota, Viridiplantae, Streptophyta, Magnoliopsida, Malvales, Malvaceae.